Messenger RNA from Aspergillus nidulans FGSC A4, 1032 nucleotides. Its product is annotated as D-2-hydroxyacid dehydrogenase family protein. The coding region runs from base 1 to 1032 and encodes 343 amino acids. The transcript has a single exon. The record is from RefSeq and is a predicted model, not a curated record. Lineage: Eukaryota; Fungi; Ascomycota; Eurotiomycetes; Eurotiales; Aspergillaceae. Gene Ontology annotation, molecular function: NAD binding; oxidoreductase activity, acting on the CH-OH group of donors, NAD or NADP as acceptor.
AUGGCUCUCCCCAAACUCGCCAUUCUCGACGACUACCAAGGCAUCGCGGGCCCGCACUUCGCCCACCUCGAAAACAGAGUCGCGAUCACACACUUCCCGCAGACCCUCGACCCUCGCAAUGCAGCCCAGCAGUCUGAAUUGGUGAACCGACUCCGCGAUUACGAGAUCAUCCUCGCUAUGCGCGAACGAACGCCCCUCAGCAGAGAGACGCUCUCGCAGCUCCCGAAUCUGAAACUGCUUCUCACUACAGGCACGCGGAACCGCGCCAUCGAUACUGCCUACUGCGCCGAGCGGGGUAUUCCUGUCGCGGGCACCGAAACGCGCGGGCCCGGCGUGCACUCUACGGUUCAGCAUACAUGGGCUCUGAUCCUGGCGCUCGCGCGCCACGUCGCGAGAGAUGAUGCGGCGCUGAAGAGCGAUCGAGACUACUGGCAGGGAUCGCUGGGAAUGACGUUAUCGGGGAAAACGCUGGGUCUAGUGGGGUUGGGAAAGCUGGGCUCGGCCGUUGGACGCAUUGCGAUCGUGGCAUUUGGUAUGAAAGUGAUUGCAUGGUCGGCGAACCUGACCCAGGAGAAGGCCGACGAGCAGGCAGAGGCUGCCGGGCUCGAGAAAGGCAGUUUUGUCUGCGUUGAAGACAAGCAGGAGUUUUUCGCACGGGCGGAUGUGGUGAGUGUGCAUUAUGUGCUGUCGGAGCGGAGCCGGGGCGUCGUCGGGACGCCCGAGCUACGGCGGAUGAAGAAGCAUGCCUUGCUGGUCAAUACCAGCCGCGGGCCGCUGAUCGAUCAGGCCGCGCUGCUGGACUGCGUCGAACACGGCGGGAUUGGAGGCGUUGCAUUGGACGUCUUCGAGACGGAGCCGCUUCCGGCGGACAGCGUAUGGCGGGGGAGACAGUGGGGGACCGACGGACGGAGCGAAGUGCUCCUGACGCCGCAUAUGGGAUACGGUGACGAGCAGAUUCACGGGUGGUAUGACGAGGUCGCUGCGAACCUGCAGCGGUGGCUGGAUGGGGAGGAUCUUAAGACUCUGCUGUAA